AUGUCCAAUGAUCAAAGACCACCUUCAUCUUCCACACAUCCACACCAUGAUGAUGAUGAUGACGAUGAUGAUGAUGAUGAUGAAAACAUAAGAGAAAUCCAUGCUCUAACCUCCCCUCUUCCACCACCACCGCCCGCCUACCCCCACCGCCACUGGGAAACCACCAGCCACCACCGAUCCUCCUCCCUCUCAGUCGCCAGCACCGAAGGCGAAAGCUUCACCACCAUGAGUCGAGAGUUUAACGCCCUCGUGCUAGCGGGAACCGGCAUACACGUGAACGGAAGCGAAAACAGCGAGGUGGCGAACAGUACGAAUACAAACAAUGAAAGUAGCAGCAACUUGGAAAGGAUCGGGGAGGAAGAGAUGACGGAGACUAAUCCGUUGGCGAUUGUCCCGGAUCAUAAUCCGUUGGCGAUUGUCCCGGAUCAUAAUCCGUUGGAGGCGUCACCUAGCGGCACGAGGUCGAUGAUAACCACGGGCGGAAACCCUGGUGAGGUGUCCGUUCAAACGGUGAAGAAAGAGGAGGUCGAAUCGAAGAUAUCCGCUUGGCAAAACGCCAAGAUUUCGAAGAUCAACAAUCGGUUCAAACGCGACGACGCCAUCAUCAACGGAUGGGAGAAUGAACAGGUUCAGAAGUCGAGUUCGUGGAUGAAGAUAGUCGAGAGGAAAUUGGAGGCGAAACGAGCACGAGCAAUGGAGAAGAUGCAAAACGAGAUAGCGAAAGCUCGAAGGAAAGCAGAAGAAAGGAGAGCGACGGCAGAGGCAAAGAGAGGAACCAAAGUGGCAAGGGUCUUGGAAGUGGCCAACUUGAUGAGGGUCGUCGGUCGAGCUCCUGCGAAACGCUCGUUCUUUUAAGCUUUUUUGUGUCGUUAUCGCAACAUACGAAAUGAUUAGGGUUUGAAAAAUAAGGGCACCCAAAAGAUUAGGAGACAAUUGUACCCAAAAAAAAAAAAACGAGACUUUGGAGGUGCAAUGUUGUAUGUACAAAGACAAGAGUUUUGAGUGUUUAAAGUGUUUUUGAA
Molecule: messenger RNA, 1022 nt
Organism: Cynara cardunculus var. scolymus (artichoke)
Lineage: Eukaryota; Viridiplantae; Streptophyta; Magnoliopsida; Asterales; Asteraceae
Product: remorin 4.1-like
Exons: 2
Coding region: 1-855 (284 amino acids)
Source: RefSeq, a predicted model, not a curated record